Paramecium sonneborni is the source of this 308-nucleotide messenger RNA. The record is from the annotation of a GenBank genome assembly. NCBI's taxonomy places the organism in Eukaryota, Ciliophora, Oligohymenophorea, Peniculida, Parameciidae.
CUUAAACUAAAGCAUUCUUUGUUAAGUAAUUAAAACAAUGAUCCAGCUUAAAAAAUCAAGCUUAAAGAUUUUUGAUAUGUUUAAGAACAAAGGCAAAGAAUGUCUUACCUUUUAUAAUUAAUUUUAGAUAAUGCAUCACUUAAGUUAUGUCAAUUUGAUUUAAUAGUUUUACUAAAGAAUCAAAAUUAUAGAAAGGAAGGUAUCGAUUAUCAUUUAUCAUAAUAUAUUAAGGGUUAAAACAAAAAGGUGUCAUUUCCGUAAUUUUUUAAUUGAGUAAACGAAAUACUUAAGAAAAGGAUUCUUUGAAU